AUCUUUCAAUCUUCAACAACGUCAUUCUUUUUCAGCAAGUCGACCUUUCAACCUUGUCCAAACUUCACACAACUUGACUUGUUAACAAAUCUCUACCUCUUUGGUCAUUUGUUCAUUUCAUACAGCACUGGUUAACUUGGUAAGGAUAUCAAUCAAGUUGUUAUUACCCACUUCUUGAACAUUGCAACACUGCACACUGAGUUGCCACCGCUGUCGCCUAUACAGCCAAGACAAGCCACGCGAAUCUUCCCUUUCAAUAUUGCGACAUCGCGACUCUAUAACCUAUUACUCUUCUUCACCUCUACUCUAUUCUACUCCAUCAUACAUCGCUCCAUUUCGCCGUACAUCGCCACACAUCUUUCCUUUUUUUCCCCGACAUUAAAAGAGUUCUCCUCGCAAUCAAGCACACAAGUCAAAGAUGGCUGUUGAGUUAGCCAUGAAUACGCCAUUGGCGGAUGAGCUCAACAAGGCCAUCCAACCCAAGCUGGUUGAAGUUGGCUGGGCCUCAGGAGGCGCUGAUGACUCGGCACUAUCCGAGUACAUCAUACUAAUGCUGGUCAAUGGUAAGACCCAAGAUCAAAUCGCUGCCGAACUUGCUGGCGAUCUCCUCAGCCUCGGCCCCGAAGAUCCUGGUGCCCGAGAUUUUGCGAAAUGGUUGUUCGAACAGAUAGAGGUUUUGAGUUCCCAAGGAAAUGGAGGACCAGCUCAAUUGGAAAACACUGGUUCUGGUGAUGCCCAAAAUGCCCUAUCUUCCGCAGACCAGGACACGGACAUGGCUAUGGUAACGGACACUGCUGAGCUCAACGCUCCCACAGGUCCCCGAUCCAUGAGAAACGGAAACGCUCGACCUGGUCGAGAGAAGCGCAUGCUUGGCCACAUGACUAAGGCUAUGGAUCGCAGCCAUGAUAGUGUCUUGCAUCGCGUCCGAUCGAACGGCAACGAGCGUAUCAACACACAUCGCGCACCUCCUACCGGGCCGCGAGGUGGUUUUGCGCGUGGCAACAAUAACAACACCAGCAACACCAAUAACCGUAUGGCGAAUAACCGCCCUUCUGGAUUCGCCACACACAUUAACCAGAUGGCUGGAAAUAUGCCUAGUAUGCCUACUCCCAAUAGCGCCAAUGGCAUGAACGACAUGAGCUGGAUGAUGCCAGGCGGCGCUCCCGAACAACUGUUCCAACUCAUUCAGCAGCAAAACCAGAUGAUGGCUCAGAUGCAACAUCAACUCGCUCAGCAGAACCAGGGAGCGGGCGGUCGCGGCAAUGGAAGAUCUCUCUUUGACCGUGUACAAAACCCGCGAGGUGGUCGACGAGGAGGCCACACCAAUGGCCACAGGAUGUCUCAGGCUGAUCCAGCCAAUGGAGCCGAGAUUUCUACGGACAACGAUGACAUUGACAUGGGCCAAGGUAAACGAGAAUUGCCUAAUCCCGACGGUACCAUUUGCAGAUUCAACCUGGCUUGUAGCAACAAGGAAUGCAAAUUUGCACACCAGUCCCCAGCAGCGCCACCAAACACUACGAUUGAUAUCACUGAUGUGUGCGCAUAUGGCGCGGCUUGCAAGAACCGCAAAUGUGUUGGUCGCCAUCCUUCGCCGGCAGCCAAGAGAGCACACCAGAUCGAACUCGAGUGCAAAUUCUUUCCCAACUGCACCAACCCGAGCUGCCCGUUCCGACAUCCGGAUAUGCCUCCUUGCCGUAACGGAGGUGACUGCGCGGUGGAGGGCUGCAAAUACACUCACCUCCAGACGAUGUGCAGAUUCAAGCCUUGCACCAAUCGGUUCUGCCCGUACAAGCACGAAGAGGGACAGCGAGGAACCUUCCAAGACAAGGUAUGGACGGCUGACGGAUCAAAGGACCAUGUGAGUGAGAGGAAGUUUGUGGAUCCCAGUGCGCCGGAGGAGCUUUUGGUGCCGGGUGGAGCGUUUGAGGCGGCACAAGAGACGGCAGCAAUGGACGAAAGCAUCGCAUAAAGUUUCAUGGGCUAGGUGAGGGUGAAGGGCAUCCAUGGUUGAAAUACAGAGGAAUCACGUAAGCGAUGAAUACGGUCGAAGUCGUUAAGGGGGGCGGAUAGGGUAGGGUAGGGGGGAUUUGCGAGUUUCCCAUUCCCAGUAUUAGAUUCGUUAUUGACCAAGGCGUUUAAGUUGGUGACAGGCAAGGAAAACAAAAAAGAAGUCUAGGGAUCUUGUGACAUGAGCUUAUUAUAAUAACGAAUAUACCCAAUGCAUUUUGUGACUGGUUACAAAACGAAGUCUUUUUUUUUUUUUUUUCUCGGAAGUUGACGUUUAAUGGCUGUG
Messenger RNA from Hypoxylon fragiforme, 2293 nucleotides. RefSeq lists its product as uncharacterized. Gene Ontology annotation, cellular component: cytoplasm; nucleus. Lineage: Eukaryota; Fungi; Ascomycota; Sordariomycetes; Xylariales; Hypoxylaceae. The coding region runs from base 419 to 1969 and encodes 516 amino acids. The record is from RefSeq and is a predicted model, not a curated record. The transcript has 2 exons. Gene Ontology annotation, molecular function: poly(A) binding. Gene Ontology annotation, biological process: regulation of mRNA stability.